GCUGAGCCACUAGCCGCGCUCCGCCGCGCUGCUCUCCAGAUACUUCGGGAGCUCCAGCCGCGGGGAGCGCGCCCCCACCGCUCUGCCCCCAAACUUCAGCAGCAGCUACAUUCCAAGCCAAUUAAUUUAUUCUUCAAGAAAAGAAGCUGAGCCAAGACACGGAGAAGAGUCCACGGAGGAGUAAAAUAACAGCAGAGCAAGAAGAGCUCCAGAGAGCAGCUUCCCCAGAGCAACAACUCGGCGUCGGGAGUGCAGAAAGCAAGUGAGAAGGCUUCGCGUUCCCAGGGUGCAGCCGAGGACCCGGAGCCAACGCAGGAGAAGGCAGCGAGCGUCUCCGAGCCCCGAGCCGGCGCCCCGAGCCCGAGCCGCGGUUGCUGCGGCUGCUCUGCUCAGGAUCCCUCUCGGAGGGCUGCGCCCAGUGCUGGGCAAGAAGCUUCGUUCCGCUCUCCUUGCCAGUGGCGACUCCCAGCCGGUCCUCGGGGGGAAUAUGCGGCGCGCUUGGAUCCUGCUCACCUUGGGCUUGGUAGCCUGCGUGUCGGCGGAGUCGAGGGCAGAACUGACGUCUGAUAAAGACAUGUACCUUGACAACAGCUCCGUUGAAGAUGCUUCCGGGGUGUAUCCUAUUGAUGACGAUGACUAUGCUUCUGCAUCAGGCUCAGGAGCUGACGAGGAUGUGGAGAGUCCCGAGCUGACGACAACCCGGCCGCUUGCAAAAGUACCGUUCACUAGUGCUGCUCCAAAGGUGGAAACCACGACACUGAAGAUGCAGAACAAGAUACCUGCUCAAACGAAGUCACCUGAAGAAAUUGAUAAGGACAAAGUUCACCAUUCUGACUCAGAAAGAAAAAUGGACCCAGCAGAAGAGGAUACAAAUGUGUACACCGAGAAGCACCCAGACAAUCUGUUUAAAAGAACAGAAGUCCUGGCAGCUGUCAUUGCUGGUGGCGUGAUCGGCUUUCUCUUUGCAAUUUUCCUUAUCCUGCUGUUGGUGUAUCGCAUGAGAAAGAAGGAUGAAGGAAGUUACGACCUUGGAGAACGCAAGCCAUCCAGUGCUGCUUAUCAGAAAGCACCUACUAAGGAGUUUUAUGCGUGAAACUCCCACUGUGUGUCUCUAUUUAUGAGAUCACUGAACUUUUAAAAAUAAAGCUUUUGCAUAGAAUAAUGAAGAUCUUUGUUUUUUGUUUUUUUCAUUCAAGAGCCAUCCUGGCGCUUGAAUGAUAAAAUCCCAUUGUAUUUAAAACUUUCCAUGUAUUUCUGUAGAACCACACCAAGUUAAAACUUAACAUCUGCAGUGUUCUGUGCAUAGCAGUGGCAAAAUAUUAUGUUAUGGAAAAUUCUCAAUGUUCAUGGAAUCAGUUUAAAUUUUUAUGCGCAAAUAUGAGAUGAUUGUUUUUGUUCAAUGGUUCAUAGACGAACGCUGUUUAAUUUGUCAGCAUGUCUCUGACUGACCUAACCAAGUUGGUCUUACUUUGUUAAUUUAUCUCUUGCUCCCUUCUCCUCGGCUCUCCCCUUUGUGUCCUUGGAAAACAGAACAAAACUCUAUGCCUUUUGUAGCUGUUACGGUGCAAUUUGUCUUUGGAUAAUUCAGAAAAUGGUAAUUUAGUGUAUAUGUGAUUUUCAAAUAUGUAAACUUUAACCUCCACUUUGUAUAAAUUUCUAAGUGUCAGACUAUCCAUUUUACACGUUGUUUUUCAUCACCUGUAGCUUCUGCUAGAUUUGCAACAGCAAAUUACUGUGUAAAAUUGGAUUAUUACCAGAAAACUGUUUAGUCCUAUCUAAUCAGAUCUUCUUUUGGGAGGAUUUGAUGUGAGUUACUGACAAGCCUCAGCAAACCCAAAGAUGCUAACAGUAUUUUGAGAAGUUGCUGCAAAUUCCUUUGGCCACUGUAUUUGUUAAUUUCUUGCAAUUUGAAGGUAUGAGUAGGGUUUUAAGGAAAACAAAAACAGUUUUUGUUUUUAAAAAUGCAUUUAAGUUGUAAACGUCUUUUUAAGCCUUUGAAGUGCCUAUGAUUCUAUGUAACUCGUCACAGACUGGUGUUAAUAAGAAUAUAUAACAGUUAAAAAAAAGUUGGUAUUUUAUAAGCACAGACAAUUCUAAUGGUAACUUUUUUGUAGACUUACGAAUAGACAUAAAUUGUAAUUUGGGAACAUAAAAACUACUGAAUAAAUCAUGUGGCCUAAUA
Messenger RNA from Molossus molossus (Pallas's mastiff bat), 2182 nucleotides. It is a transcript of the gene SDC2, whose product is annotated as syndecan 2. Gene Ontology annotation, cellular component: cell surface; membrane. Gene Ontology annotation, biological process: dendrite morphogenesis; cell migration. The coding region runs from base 488 to 1093 and encodes 201 amino acids. The transcript is spliced from 5 exons. Lineage: Eukaryota; Metazoa; Chordata; Mammalia; Chiroptera; Molossidae. The record is from RefSeq and is a predicted model, not a curated record.